Messenger RNA from Pseudo-nitzschia multistriata, 1579 nucleotides. The record is from the annotation of a GenBank genome assembly. NCBI's taxonomy places the organism in Eukaryota, Bacillariophyta, Bacillariophyceae, Bacillariales, Bacillariaceae.
UUUGAUAGUGUUCCACUAUCUCUUACAAGUAAGCUUUCGGCAAGGAGCUAGCCAAACAAGUCUCUCAYCCAGCGAAGGAUUUCAAUCGAUUUUCAGCGUUCCGUAGGUCUCAAAGAAGCUUUCUCGUUGUGCUCAUCGGGCAUGAACAUUGUUUUCCAAACCCUUUUCUUGUUGAUGCGCUAGAUAGAAGAGUCAUUCCACUACAUAACACGGAUCCUGCUGCAAUUGUUCUUUCUAAAUAGAAAAGAASCGAAGAAAGGAUGGCAUCUGCUAUGAGUACUGACGCGACGAACGUCCACCAAGCAAAAGAAGAACAAGUUCAGGUGGAUAUGAGCAACAUGAUUGGAAGGAUCAAGCCAAAGCCUGUCUGCCUAGAUCUCAAUCUGAGAGCGCAGUCGACGCCAACCGAGGGAAUACGCAAGUUUGUCUUUUCCACCGGGGAUGGAAGCCCKGUUCAGACUGUAACCAAGUCGCCCCUGGAUGCUGGAUCGCAAGAGUUAUCGGUUGUUUCCUCCGGAUCCUCCACGGCAUCGCGCGAGAAUGCAUUGUUAGAUGCAUCUGCUUCCGGAACAAGCAACCAGGGUAUCGUYGAGACAAAGCAGAAAGUGAUUAUGCCACCUUUUGCCGAUGGCGACUUUUCGCUUCGAAAGGAACGCUCGGAACAAAUCAAUCUCAAGGUGAAGACCCAAACGAUUUCCCGCAACGGAAGGCAGACCCAGCGAUAUUACACCGACAAAGCGACAAAUAUCAUUCAUCGAAUGACUACUGGCUGUAUCCCGAUCCUUAAGGACGGGAGAAUAAUGUUUUGUUCAGCUAGUCGCAAGGCCGAAUGGAUUAUCCCCAAGGGAGGUUGGGAGAAUGACGAGAUUAUGGAAGAAAGUGCCAUUCGCGAGACCUUUGAAGAAGGUGGUGUUUUUGGUGUSAUUGGGCCAAAGCUCAGCGAGAUUGCAUAUGAAACAAGGAAAGGGAAAAAGAGACGCAUCGAAUUCGAAGAAGUCCAACGAAAAGUCAAGSAGAUACGCGAGGCACAAUCAUCCGGAAUCAUGGCAGUCUCUCCUACCUCCAACGAGGGAACUACUCCCUCUCCCCAGACGGCAUCCUCCCCCAAGGAGCCAGUCGUUUCUUCUGCCACUGAAGAUGCWAAUGGGGGAUCAGCCGACAAAGAGGGUUCUUCAGGUCAGCCAGAAAAACWAGCUAAGGUCAAUCAGCCGCAGUCUUCGGAUGGUGACAACAUGUCUGUCGCGUCCGAGACAUCGCUGGCUCAAUCACACAUUAAGAUGAGUCUGUUUCCUUUGUACGUUACCGAGGUUUGCGAUGAGUGGCCCGAGCAAGGCCGAACGCGAAAAGUGGUGGACAUUGACGAGGCCAUUCGAAUCACCGAGCCAAGACCCUACUUUCAAGCGGCCCUGAAGGAACUUAARCAAAGGAACCUGCACUUGUGCCAAGAUUUCCAAGCCGAGGAAACAGCUAGCAGCACAGUAAGCGCACCAUCAGCCACUGGAMCCGAGAACAUCAAAGGAGAGAUAUAGCAUCAACUUUUGCGUUCACACGAAUACCAUGUGUAGACGCAAUKUACACC